GGCUUCUUCUGGUCCCCAAGACGAUCUAAGCUAACAGUUUGAGUGGAGCAGCUAAAUAAUUUUAUCCUCCUCACCUCACCCCCACCCCUCCCCUAGGUAAAAGAUGAGAAAAAUAGUCAAGAGGUAUUUGACCUGAGUGACUAUGAGAAGUGUGAAGAACUCCGGAAAUCCAAGAGCAGGAGCAAGAAGAAUCAUAGCAAGUUUACUCUUGCCCACUCCAAGCAGCCCGGUAACACGGCACCCAACCUGAUCUUCCUAGCCGUGAGUCCAGAAGAGAAGGAAUCAUGGAUCAAUGCCCUCAACUCCGCUAUCACCCGAGCCAAGAACCGCAUCUUGGAUGAGGCUUCGACCUCUACCUCGGAUGGGAUGCUGACCUUGGACCUGAUCCAAGAGGAAGACCCCUCCCCUGAGGAGCCCACUUCUUGUGCUGAGAGCUUUCGGGUUGACCUGGACAAGUCUGUGGCCCAGCUGGCCGGCAGUCGGCGGAGAGCAGACUCAGACCGAAUCCAGCCCUCCGCAGACCGGGCAAGCAGCCUUCCCCGACCUUGGGAGAAGCCGGACAGGGGGGCCACCUACACCCCCCAGGCACCCAAGAAGUUGACCCCCACGGAGAAAGGCCGCUGCGCCUCCCUGGAGGAGAUCCUGUCUCAGCGGGACACAGCCCCAGCCCGCGCCCUCCAGCUGCGGGCCGAGGAACCUCCGACGCCUGCCGUCCCCCACCCCGGACAGCUGUCCCGGAUCCAGGACCUGGUAGCAAGGAAACUGGAGAAGACUCAGGAGCUGCUGGCAGAGGUUCAGGGACUGGGAGACGGGAAGCGAAAGGCCAAGGACCCCCCUCGGUCUCCGCCUGACUCUGAGUCAGAGCAGCUGCUGCUGGAGACGGAGCGGCUGCUGGGAGAGGCGUCAUCCAACUGGAGCCAGGCGAAGAGGGUGCUGCAGGAAGUCAGGGAGCUGAGAGACCUGUACAGGCAGAUGGACCUGCAGACCCCCGACUCCCAACUCAGACAGACCGCCCCACACAGUCAGUACCGGAAGAGCCUGAUGUGAAGGAGGGGGCAGUCUGGAACUCGUGGGAGUGGACAGACUCUUAUCUCCCAGGUUGCGGGACAAAGCUUUUUUAUUUACCUCAAUCAAAAAAAACCACAAAAAACCCAACUCGUUGCUCUUGCUGAUGCCUGAUGCCCCCUUAACCCUUCUUUCCCAGCCUACUUUCCUCACUUCCCUCAGAUUUGAAGGGGGGAGGUCCCGGUAGUGAUAUUAAGAGGUCUUCACCUGGCCAGCAAGAGAGAAAGGGCACUAAAGACACAGCCUGACCAUUCUGUACACACACCCCACCCCCAGCUGUCGUGGGAAUGUAUUCUGCUCCCAAGUGUAUGGGUAGGCUUCAAAACCUAGGGGGCGGAGGGGGAGAUGAAGGACAUUUUCUCUUAUGUCCCAUUCCAAGCCUUCAGUUUGAGGGUGAAAUUUCAGCUGCCCAAUUCUAGUUCUAGGGAUGGGGAGGCCAGGGCCACCUGUCCACGCACAUAGGAGGAGUGAAAUUUAUCCCAGCCCUGAGGAGAGGAUUUGUGGAAUUCAGAUCUUCCCUGCUCCUCCAGACACUGGCUUCUCACUCAGAGGAGUCUCCGAUUGGGCUGGAGAUGCCUGGAUCUUAUUUACGAUGUUUCUGCCCUUCUCUUCCACUGCCUUCCCAGUACUGAUGCAAAGGUACAACCCCGGAUGGAUGGGGCCUGCCUAGUUAUUUCACUUGGGGGGGAGCCUAGGACAGGGAAACUAGAGACAGCUGACCCCACGGAAGAACGGAACUAAGAAUGAAACUGAUUUGUGACGCAGGCUGGGUAGCAUGAAGGGGAAAACCAAAUGUGUCCAGGUUCCGCUUUCAGCCAAGCUAGGGUUUCCUGUAGCCUCUCCCACUCCUUCCUCAAGCUUCUCUCCCAACGCCAAUCAAGCCCCAACUCGAGCAAAACACGCUCACCCCGGCCACCCUUCCUAGGCACCUUGAGAGCUGCCAGGCUUCCUUGCAUUCUUGUCUAUGGUAGGGACUGCACAACUCAUUUUGCUUGUUUGCGUCUUUCCUCUGAAGUUUCUGAGAUCAGAUUUAAUAGCAGUGAUAUGGUCCAGAGAAGAGUUGUGAAUGCGAGAUGUGAGUGAUUGGAAAGAACGGGAAAACCUCAUGAAUCUAGUCAGCAAGGGGUUAAAAGACAUUUUGAAGUUUA
This is a messenger RNA of Carlito syrichta (Philippine tarsier), 2213 nucleotides long. RefSeq names its product pleckstrin homology domain containing O1 (gene PLEKHO1). The coding region runs from base 367 to 1047 and encodes 226 amino acids. Gene Ontology annotation, biological process: regulation of myoblast fusion. NCBI's taxonomy places the organism in Eukaryota, Metazoa, Chordata, Mammalia, Primates, Tarsiidae. Gene Ontology annotation, cellular component: muscle cell projection membrane; ruffle membrane. The record is from RefSeq and is a predicted model, not a curated record. The transcript is spliced from 3 exons.